CUGAGGACAGGUGUCCCUGCUGGAGUGUGGUUCCAGAGCACGUUGCAAGCGGAAGUGCCCUUUCCCUUUCAGGCUGGCUUCCCCCAAGGCCCACGCCCUCUUCUGAGGUUUAAGGAACUCAACUGCACUUUGGACCGCAGAGGCCCGGCGGUGGCCCAGCUUCUCCUCGGGCGGCUCAGAAGGAGGCCGCUCUGUGCUCCCCACGAAGGGGUCCUCAGUGCGCCCCUGGUGAUGGAAGUCGGCAUUUGCAUUUCUUAGGAAGUUUCUCCCUGGACCAAGAUGACUGAUGGACAUCCUCCCAGCUCGACCAAUGGCGUAGCCUCGGUGGGUGUUCAGGAUGGCCAGCCCGGAAGCUCCCUUCGGAACCUGCGCCCUCGGACCCUGCAGGCGCCCGAGCCCAGGCCCAAGCUGAAACUUGGUGCUUUGGAAGACCGGCACAGCCUGCAGUCGGUAGACUCGGGCAUCCCGACCCUGGAGAUCGGCAACCCGGAGCCUGUGCCCUGCAGAGUGGUGCCCGUGAGGAGGAAGCAGUCGGAGGCCGAGGUUGUGCCCGAGCGGCCCUUCCAGAGUGCCUGUCCGCUGCCGUCCUGUGCGCCUCCAGCCGCUGCCAGCACCGCGCGGGAGCAGAGCGUGCGCAAGUCCUCCACCUUCCCCAGGACGGGCUACGACUCGGUGAAGCUGUACAGCCCCACUGGCGGCCAGGCCCUGAGCCGCAGCGAUGAUAUCUCCCUGUGCAGCGUGUCCAGCCUGGGCACGGAGCUGUCUGCCACAUUGUCACUUAGCAAUGAGGACAUCCUGGACCUCGUGGUCACCAGCAGCUCCAGCGCCAUUGUGACCCUGGAGAAUGACGAUGACCCGCAGUUCACCGAUGUCACCUUGAGCUCCGUCAGGGAGUCCAGGGAUCCACUGCCGCAGGGCUCUGCCCAGGACACCGAGGAGGGGAGCAGGCUGAGGAUCCUGGGGCCGCUGAGCGACUUCUUCACGAGGAAUUUACUUGCUAGAAAACACAGUGCAAGACUUGACAAACACAGUGACUUGGGAUGGAAGUUAUUUGGAAAAGUACCGCUCCGAGAGAAUGCACAGAAAGAGUCAAAGAGAAUACGAAAGGAAUAUGAAGACAAGGCUGGAAGAGCUAGCAGGCCGCCCUCCCCCAAGCAGAAUGUGAGGAAGAACCUUGACUUUGAGCCACUGUCCACCACGGCGCUCAUCCUCGAGGACAGACCAGCAAACCUGCCCGCGAAGCCCGCCGACGAAGCGCAGAGGCACAGGCAGCAGUACGAGGAGAUGGUGGUGCAGGCCAAGAAGCGAGAGCUGAAAGAAGCUCAGAGGAGGAAGAAGCAGCUGGAGGAAAGGUGCAGAGUGGAGGAGAGCAUCGGCAACGCCGUCCUCACCUGGAACAAUGAGAUCCUCCCCAACUGGGAGACCAUGUGGUGCUCUAGGAAGGUUCGAGAUCUGUGGUGGCAAGGAAUCCCUCCAAGCGUCCGAGGCAAAGUCUGGAGCUUAGCCAUCGGCAACGAGUUAAACAUCACCCACGAGCUCUUCGACAUCUGCCUGGCCCGAGCCAAGGAGAGGUGGCGGUCGCUCAGCACAGGAGGCCCUGGCACUGACAGCGAAGAUGCCGGCUUUUCUGCGGCGGACAGGGAGGCCAGCCUGGAGCUCAUUAAGCUGGACAUCUCGCGGACAUUUCCCAGCCUCUGCAUCUUCCAGCAAGGCGGCCCGUAUCAUGACAUGUUGCACAGUAUUUUGGGCGCUUACACUUGUUACCGACCGGAUGUGGGUUAUGUCCAGGGCAUGUCCUUCAUAGCAGCCGUGCUGAUCUUGAACCUAGACACGGCAGAUGCCUUCGUGGCCUUCUCGAACCUCUUGAACAAGCCCUGUCAGAUGGCGUUCUUCCGUGUGGACCACGGCCUGAUGCUCACUUACUUUGCCGCGUUCGAGGUGUUCUUUGAGGAAAAUUUGCCGAAAUUGUUUGCUCAUUUCAAGAAAAACAACCUGACCCCAGACAUCUACCUGAUCGACUGGAUCUUCACCCUGUACAGCAAGUCCCUGCCCCUGGACCUGGCCUGCCGCGUCUGGGACGUGUUCUGCCGGGACGGUGAGGAGUUCCUGUUCCGCACGGCCUUGGGCGUGCUCAGGCUGUUCCAGGACGUCCUCACCAAGAUGGACUUCAUCCACAUGGCCCAGUUCCUGACCCGGCUGCCCGAGGACCUGCCCGCCGAGGAGCUCUUCGCGGCCGUUGCCACCGUGCAGAUGCAAAGUCGCAACAGGAAGUGGGCUCAGGUUCUGACAGCCCUGCAGAAGGACAGCCGGGACAUGGAGAAGGGCAGCCCAGCCCUCAGGCACUGAGGCCAUGAGAGCCAACCUCCACAUGCACCUGUGCAGCUUCGUGCGGACACCUGGCGGCGGCGAACAGGGGUCCUUUGCAUUGCACUCCUAACAGGGAGUUGGCCUUAAAAACAAACCAACAGAACUCUUAAUGCCAGGGUUAGCCUUAAGCAGCUCAGUGGACCGACGCCCGGGCAUUGCCAUGGCCAGCCACUGCGUUUCCGCAUGGGUUGAAGACGGCAGCAGGUGACUCGCCCUCUCUGUCAGCGGAAGUGAAUUAAAUCGUAAUGCUGUCUGUCAAGUGCCAGGAGGUACAUUACCAUCUGUCUUAGCCAGGGUGCCCGAGGAGACGUGUGGUUGACGCGUGUUGGCGUAGGGAAGAGGGGGAUCGCUGCUGGAGCGUCCGAAUGGACGGCUUGUAGUUCAAGCCCGUCCAGCAAGGACUGCCUUCCCGGGCCCGGGGCUAUCCUGGGCCAGUGGUGGCCGCGUGCUCGCGGCUCCAGGAGCUGAGCUCACCUGCGUGGUGCCCUGUUACCACGUUGCCUUGAUGCCAUUCCCCACUGGAGGCUGGAGAUCCACACGUCAGCCCCGGGGGGACCUGCUCGGCCGAGGGGAAGGAACACGGGGCCUGCCCCUCACCACUGCUGGUUCCCGUGGCGGCGGGGGUGCAGCGCAGCUCUGGCAGCUGUGGGGGCCUGUGGGGAAGGCGGGAAUGUCCCUCCGUGCCUCUGUCCCCUGGGUGGCCAGGCCAGUGAUUCCUCGCUCACGUGUUGGGCUUCCAAAUCCGAGCUGCCCCAGGGCUGCACAGGAGGAGCGGCAAGUGGUGCGGGGCUGAUUGCCCGUGGCUGACUGCUCCUGAGGCUUGUGUCCGUGGGACAGGGACAGGGGUCUAUUCCUGCUGUGGCCAGUUGUCCCUGUUCGCUUGGCAAUAUUCUUGGGCAGCUUUUUCUCGGCUUGUGCUGAGAGCUCCGUGUUCUGACUGUGGUCACCCCAGUUCAUGGGAACGGAUGGCUUGUGCCCAGGAUGGUCUGCAGGACAGACUGGCAUUGCAGAAGCAGGCAUCUCUGGGAGUGCCAGCAGGCCAUGCCAGAGGGCAGUUGGCCGUGGGGGUGGGGCUGUCCCUCUAUGCGCCCUGCACCCUGAGGCCUCUCUUGGCCAUCCUCCAUCUCCUGGUGCCUGCAUGUGGUGGACAGCUGUCCUUGCCCUGCCCAGCCCUUGGACACCCUGCACUCCCUGACACUCUGGGAGUCCUGUCACCACCACCCCACCCCUCUGCCCCACGAAUUUCCCAGGGAUCGUGUGGGCACCUUGGAGUCAGCCUCCAGAUCCACCAUCCCUGACGGCUGAGGGAGCCUGGCCACGGGCAGCCAGCCAGCGAGCCCUGGCGAUUGCUACUGGCUGCUGUACUUCCUUUUAUCUGCGAUGCGGCAUUCUGUUCUAGACAGAUGUAUAUAUUUUCUUACUGAACAUAGACGCUCCUCACAGCACCCAGAGGCCACCAGCCAGCGGCCUGGGACCACUUGCUCACCGGAGGGCUGCAGGCAACCGGCUUGUGCUCAAACCCUGCCCUCUGCGCUUCUGUCCAGCUGAGGGCACGUCCUUGGAGGACACCCACGGCAGUUAUGAUGGCUGGCAGGACCCAGUGCGGCCUGGCACACUUGGCUCACUGCCCUGCCUGUUGAGUGGGCGGUGUAUGGGACACUCCCUGCCGGGGCCAGAGGUGCAGGAGCCGCCGGGGGGCUGUGAGGUGCAGGCUGGGGCUCCCUGGUGCACUCCCCAUCCGUGUGCCCUCGGCAGGUCUGUCCUUGCUCCCCGCACCCUGCCUGCCACCAGCCUCGCGUGGCAGUGUCACUCCUUGACAGGCUGGUUUUCCUUUGGGACCGUCUGUAGUUGCUGACAGAGGACUCGGGAACACUCGCUACUUACCAUGUUUUAAUUGCCUGUACAGUUCACACCUGUAAUUGUAUUUAGUAAAGUGUAUCAAAAGUAGGACUUUUUGAAUUGUAAAUAUGUGGUUUUAUUAAAUAAAAGUCAUGUAAAUUGUU
Molecule: messenger RNA, 4370 nt
Organism: Ochotona curzoniae (black-lipped pika)
Lineage: Eukaryota; Metazoa; Chordata; Mammalia; Lagomorpha; Ochotonidae
Gene: TBC1D14
Product: TBC1 domain family member 14
Exons: 14
Coding region: 280-2346 (688 amino acids)
Source: RefSeq, a predicted model, not a curated record